CCCUGACCUUCAUCCACUCUGUAACCUGUGAAAAAACGGAGCAUGAUCUGUAAAUGAGCACAUCUGUACCGCAGUUUUUGGGAUGGUGCAGGGUGGGCAUGAGAGACAAGACGUGGAGGGGAGGUUUCUAGAUGUUGGUGGGUGCACGUGAGGACCUUCUGGAUGGGGCAGACUCUAUGAGAUCUUGACUAGCUGAAUUCCCAGCAGGAAGCUGGUGCCCAGAGCAAGAACCCUACACGUGGCCUUCCUGGACUAACGGGCAGGAAAGGGACUUUGGGGAGGCACUUUGUAGACCACGGCAUUAAAACUGCAUAUUCGGGAAAAGCCUGUUCAGAGGCCAGACACCCCAGGCACCUGCGUGGGGGGAGGGGUGCGAGGGAGUUCGCCUUCGCCAAAGCCCUUCAUCCUCCCGACAAGGCAGGGAGGCCGAGUUCCCACAGCGGCCCUGGGACGGGAGGAGGGUCUGCGCCGUCCCCAGCCGCGGAAAUCUGGAGCCGUCCGCCUGGACCGGGGAAGUCGGGCCCGUUCGUGGACACUGGAAGAACUCGCGGGUCAGAUCCCCUGCCCUGGAGGGUUCCGACUCGUGCGUCUUCGUUGUGGGAAACCAGGGCCCGGCGUCUAAACCCGCGGAGGCCGGUGCGGCGCGGCAGCCACAAGAUGGCAGGUCCCUGAGUCCCGAGAGGACAAAAGCAGCCGCUGGCGCCCGCGCUGGAGGAGCCGCCCAGGUGGGGUCUGGCCUCGUACAGGGAGACGCCCCGCCCAGGCCCAACCCGCGGAGCCUCCGGGGGACCCCGGCCCCGCCCCCUCUCACCCGAACACCGCGCCGGGAGGCGGCCGUGGCGUCCCCGGCCCAGUGCGCAGCGGGACCCCACGGAGUUCGCGGAAAGCGUCAGCAAUGGGUCUCAGCGCCGAAGGCGGCGGAGGCAGCCCGGGCGCAGGGGAUCUGGAAUCUCUUGUCACCUAUAUCCAGAGCACGCUCUCUGCCCUGUACCCACCUUUUGAGGCCACGGCAGCCACGGUGCUCUGGCAGCUGUUGAGCGUGGCCGAGAGGUGCCACAGUGGGGACCGGCUGCACUGCCUCACCAGCUUCCUGCUCCCAACCAAGAGGACCCUGCAGCACCUGCAGCAGGAAGCCUGUGCCAGGUACAGAGGCCUGGUCUUCCUGCACCCAGGCUGGCCGCUGUGCAUCCAGGAGAAGGUGGUAGUGCAGCUGGCGUCCCUGCACGGAGUCACACUCCAGCCCGGGGAAUUCUACCUGCAGAUCACGUCGGCGGGAAAGCAUUCAGCUAGACUGGUCUUAAAAUGCCUCUCCCGGCUGGGAAGCGGCACAGAAGAGGUCACCAUCCCUGAGGCCAUGUAUGGCUGCGUCUUCUCGGGGGCGUUCCUGGAGUGGGUGAACCUCAAGCAGAGCCACGUCCCCUUGCAAACCUGCUUGCUGACCUCAGGCUUGGCCGUCCACCGAGCCCCCUGGAGCGACGUCACUGACCCUGUCUUGGUCCCCAGCUCUGGAGCCAUCCUGCCCAGCAGCCCCUCGGAGAGCUCAGUGCCCACCCAAGCCAUGGCAAGCCCCCAUUUCCAGGGAAACACCCCUUCCCCCGACACGCUGACCCCCCACUACUGCCAUCGGCAUAUGGGUGGUGACCAGCCCAGGCACCUUCCUUACCCAGAAAGAGCGGAGCUGGGAAGCCCCAGGACACCAUCUAGAAGCUCAGACAGGGACUUCGUCAAGGUCAGCCACUCAGAGUUGGGCCCACAGAUGCCCCCUGAGAACUGUGGGGGGCCGGGAAGGAGACCCGACCCCCUGGACAAGGAGGACGGCCCCACGGCCCUCACCUUAUACACAGACCCGGGCAGCCCAAGCAGCAGGCGGCGGCCGCCCGGGGACCCCACUUGCCUGCAGUCCCGACGCUGGUUCAGGGAGUCAUACAUGGAGGCGCUGCGGAACCCCAUGCCCUUGGGCAGCUCUGAGGAGACCCUCGGGGACUCGGGCCGCAGCCCCCUGACUGGAGCCGGCAGGGACCUGGAGGCUGGGGCAGCGGCCACUGGGACCCCGGAGGAAACCCCUGGCUUCCGGGGAGAUGCCCAGCAGACCCCAAGUCUAGAGAAGGAGAGGCGCAUGCCCAGCCAGGCAGGACCGGGAGUCUCAGGGCGGACCCUUCCCAGGAGGUCUCGGUCCCGGGAGAGGAUGCCCAGAAGCUCUGGGGGGGCCCAGUCUGCAGCCUGCCAUACCUCCCACCACUCAGCCUGCGCCAGGCCUGGGGGCCACCUAGGAGGACAAGCUGUGGGAACCCCAAACUGUGUUUCAGUAGAGGGUCCUGGCUGCACCAAAGAGGAAGAUGUUCUUGCGCCCUCAGCCUGCGUGAGUGCCAAUGGCGGCAGCCUCCGCUGCCACAAGCCCAGAGGGCUUUCCGACAUGCCUGCCCAGCAGCCGCACCCUGAGCAAGAAGUGUGGCCGCCCAGCACGGGGGACCUCCCCAGCCAGGUGCCCAGGCAGGUGCUGGACGUCAGCCAGGAGCUGCUGCAGUCCGGGGUCAUCAUCCUCCCAGGGACCCGAGACCGUCAGGGCAGAGCGGUGGUGCAGGUGUGCACCAGGGGCCAGCUCUGGACCAGGGAGCAUGCGUCCUGCACCGAGCUGACCCGCCUGCUGCUGUACCUCCAUAGCAUCCCCAGGAAGGAGGUCCGGGACCUGGGGCUGGUCGUCCUGGUGGACACCCGCGGGAGUCUGGCUGCCCCUGCCGUCUCCCAGGCCCUCGCGGGACUGCAGAACACGUGUCCUGUAAUUCAUAGUAUCCUGCUGUUGGUAGAUAAAGAAUCUGCAUUUAGGCCUGACAAGGAUGCAGUAAUUCAGUGUGAGGUCGUGAGCUCCCUGAAGGCCCUGCACAGAUUUGUCAACAGCUCCCAGCUGACGGCAGACCUCGACGGCUCCUUUCCCUACAGCCAUGGUGACUGGGUCUGCUUCCGUCAGACGCUGGAACACUUCACCGCAAACUGCGAGGCGGCCAUCGUUUUCCUGCAGAAUUCCUUCUGCUCCCUGAACACCCACAGAACCCCAAGAACAGCCCAGGAAGUCGCCGAGUUAGCUGACCAGCACGAGACGAUGAUGAAGCUCGUCCUGGAAGACCCACUGCUGGUGUCUCUCAGGCUGGAGGGGGGCACCGUCCUGGCACGGCUGAGGAGAGAAGAGCUUGGCACAGAAGACAGCCGGGACGCCCUGGAGGCCGCAAGAGGGCUGUACGACCAAGUGGAUGAGGAGGUGCACAGGCUGGUCCUCGCCUUGAACAACCGCCUCCAGCAGCUGGAGCACCUCCGGGAGCUGGCCUCACUCCAGGAAGGGGAUGACCAGCAAUCCUGCCAGAAAGGACUGCGGCUGGCGAAGGAAAACCCACAGUGUACAGAGGAAAUGGCCCAGGAUUUCAGAAGGGACCUGAGCGUCGUGGUCAGCCAGGCUGAAUGGAGGGAGAGAGAGCUGGCCAGCUGGACCCACCCAUCCGAGUUCCAUGAGACGGUGAGCGGCUGGAUGGGGACCCUGGACCUGGAGGCUCAUCCCGCCUCACCUGUGACUGAGUGUGUGAGGAGCUGUGACCAGGAGGCUGCCUCGGUGGCUGCAGAGGCCUUCCCCAGAGCGGGCAUGGCAGUGCUGGAGCGUCAUGCCCUGCGGAGACCGUGGGCAUUGCAGCAGGGCCCCCAGAACCGGCUUUAUCUGGAAGAGGCCCUUUUUGAGGCUGCCCCAAGCCCCAGUUCACCUCCCCUUGUCCAGAAGCCCCCAAAGCAUGAGCGUGCCCAGGAGGCCAUGAAGAGGACCCAUAGGCCACCCUCAGUCCCUAUCCAACCACUGUCCAGCCUCCCUGGACGAGCCCUUCUGUGCAGACAGGAUGGGGAGCCUCUGAGCCCAGGGCUGUGUGCUCUGUGGGACCCACUGUCUCCCCUCGAGGGCCUUCCUAGGUCAGGGGCCAGCAAGGCCCACCCGGAGGGCAGCUCUGCCUGCUCCUCUGAGCCCGCCCAGACCCCGGCCAGCCGCCCCAGGAAACAUCCCCAGAAGAAAAUGAUAAAGAAAACUCAAAGUUUUGAGAUGCCUCAGGCCCACAGUGGCCCCGGGGACUCCUGCCAGCCAGGCCACACCGAUGUCUUUAUCAGGGGCCUGGAGGUGACUAGCACUGUGGCCGCAGAGAAGGAGCCCCCGCUGGGACCAGAUGCCGGGAGCCCCCUAGUCACUCGGAGCCAGAGUCUGUCCUCUCCCUCGAGGCUCCACUCUGCUGAGGAGGACAGGAGGCGGCAGGUGGGCAGCAGCCGCCUGAAGCACAUCGUGGCCGAGAUGAUCUUCACAGAGAGGGAGUACGUGCGGUGCUUAGCAUACGUCAUCGACAACUAUUUUCCGGAAAUGGAAAGAACGGACCUGCCACAGGGCCUUCGAGGGAAGCAUGAUGUUAUUUUUGGCAACUUGGAGAAGCUCCACGAUUUCCACCAGCAGCACUUCCUCCAAGAGCUGGAGCACUGCGGGCACUGCCCCUUGGCUGUGGGCCGCAGUUUCUUGAGACAUGAAGAGCAGUUCGGGAUGUACGCAAUCUACAGCAAGAACAAGCCCCAGUCGGACGCCCUGCUCAGCAGCCAUGGCAACGCCUUCUUCAAGGACAAGCAGCGGGAGCUGGGUGACAAGAUGGACCUGGCCUCCUACCUGCUGCGGCCUGUGCAGCGCGUGGCCAAGUACGCGCUCCUGCUCCAGGACCUGCUCAAGGAGGCCAGCCGCGGCCCGGCCCACGGGCAGGAGCUGGGUGAGCUCCGAGCCGCCGAGGCCAUGGUCUGCUUCCAGCUGCGCCGCGGCAAUGACCUGCUGGCCAUGGAUGCCAUCCGCGGCUGUGACGUGAAUUUGAAAGAGCAGGGGCAGCUGCGAUGCCGGGAUGAGUUUGUCGUUCUCUGCGGGAGGAAGAAGUGCAUGAGGCAUGUGUUCCUCUUUGAAGAGCUCAUCCUGUUCAGUAAGACCCAGAAGCUGGAGAGCUGCCACGACGUCUACCUGUCCAAGGAGUCCUUCAAGACGGCUGAGAUCGGGCUGACACAGAACGUCGGGGACAGUGGCUUGAGGUUUGAGAUUUGGUUUCGCAGGCGGCGGAAAUCUCAGGACACCUACAUUCUCCAAGCAAGCUCAGCAGCGGUCAAGAGCAGGUGGACAGACAUCAUAGGGAGGAUCCUGUGGCAGCAGGCGCUGAGGAGCAGAGAACUCAGGAUCCAAGAAAUGGCAUCCAUGGGGAUAGGCAACAAGCCAUUCCUGGACAUCCAGCCCAGCAGCGCAGUGAUCAGUGGCUGGGCCCUCGGCUGCACCAUCCAAGGCACAGAGUCACAAGCGAGAGGGUCCACAGCGGUGCCCUCCUUCGACCACGCCACCCCCUUCAAGCGGCCACACUCCACCAUCUCGGACAGCAGCAACUCCUCCUCCAGCAGCCAGGCCUCCAUCCUGGGGUCGCCAGGCCUGCUUGUGUCCACGAGCCCAGCCCACCCGGGCCUGUGGAGUCCUGCCCACAGCCCCUGGUCAUCUGACAUCAGAGCCUGCGUUGAGGAAGAUGAGCCGGAGCCAGAGCUGGAGACGGGCACCCAGGCUGUGGUGCGUGAGGGGCUCCCGCUGUGCCACUGAGCCGGGCACACAAGGCCUGACAGCUGUUGGGGUACAGAUGCCCAUCAGUGGCCAGAACGAUACACAGGGAGCAAUAGGGCACGUGUCCAGGUGUUUCCCAGGAUUUUAGAUACUCCCAAAUAUUUUCAAACAAAUUUAAAGUUUUACUUAAAAAACAAGGUUUCCAUUUCCACCCAAGACAACAUUAUAGGAAAUAGACCUAGAACAACACAAGAAACAGACAAAACAUGAAACAGAAGAUGUCAAGACAGACAUUCGGCAACAAAGGACCGUGAUCCCUGACAGACAGGAGAACAGCAGGUGAUCCUGGUGAUGUCCCCGACCUCCGCCCUGAGAGCUUCCAGGCUCAGUGCAGGGAGAGCCCAGGAAGAGCCCAGCAGCCUCCAUGAGUUGAAGAAGCCAUAUCGGCAGGCGUUUGAGAUCAGAGAGAGAUGCCCGCUGGGGAAGGACUCACCCGAUCAGCCCCUCCAGCAGGGAGGCUACCAGGCUGGGAGAAACCUUUGACUAAAGAUCAGUCCCUGGUGCUCACGUGGGCUGGGGACAGGACCCAUUCCCACCAGCCAGUCUGUGAGCAUUAGGUGGAGUUCUCAGAAGGUCGUGCCUCAGGAGUGGGGAUAAUUAGCCCUAGAAUGAGUCCUGCUACUGACCUACCUCCAAAAUCAUAAAAGCAAGACUGAAAAUGAUCAAACUUUUGCAGAUAAUUCACUCCGUCCCUGAACAAAGCUCGAGAUGAUCUGUAGUUACUAAAGUGUCUGCAUCCUGCAAGGUAAACUCACGGUGCCGGACCUCAGAGUUGACAGCUUGCGGAGGUGCAUGAAGCACAGACAUGCCGGGGAGAGUAACCGCCAGGCAAGCCGACCGCCCAGAGCUGGCAUCGGUGUGGGAACUACAGAACUCAAACCGUGGCUGAACUUGCAUCCCAGACAUCCAAAAAGUUCAGAAAUCGCAUGGAAGAGACCAAGAAGACCCAGACUGACCUUACGGGGAUGAGAACCCACAAUAUUGACAGUGAAAACUACCCUGGAUGGGGGAACUGGCUGGAUUUCACAGAAGAGACUGUGAGGCAGCUUGAAGAUGCAUCAGUGGAAGCUGGUUGCAUUAGUCAGGUCUCCCAGAGAGACAGAAGCAAUAGGAGAUAGCCAUAUACAUAUAUAUAUAGAGAGAGAGACAGGCAGCUUGAAGAUGCAUCAGUGGAAGCUGGUUGCAUUAGUCAGGUCUCCCAGAGAGACAGAAGCAAUAGGAGAUAGCCAUAUACAUAUAUAUAUAUAGAGAGAGACAGAUAGAUCAAUAGAUAGGUGGACAGACCAACAGACAGAUGAAAGGGGCCUUGGGGGGUCAGCUGACACAAUUGUGGCAGGUAAAAAGCCCCACAGGCCACCCACGAGCUGGAGACCCAAGGAAGCUGCUGGUGUGGCUCAGUCCAAGUCCUAAAGUCCCAGAGCCAGGGAAGCCAGUGGUGUGACUCAGAGGCCAAAGGCCUGAGAACAUGGAGCCACUGGUGUAAGUCUGGAGUCCUGUAGAUGCAGUGAACUCCAAACACAAGAGACAUGAAUGCACAUCAUAAUCAAACUGCAUAGAACCAGAGAUAAGCAGAAAAUCCUUAGCAAUCAGAGGACAAGGGCACAUUUUGUUGGGAGGCACGAAGCUGAUGAGGACAGCCAACUUCUCGGGAGCAGCAUGGGUGAGGCGGUGCAAUGUACUAGGUAGAAAACUGCCAAACUCAAAUUCUGUGCCUGACAAAAUCUUUCCAAAAGAAUGGUGAAGUAAAGACAUUUGCAUACACACAGAAGCUAACAUAAUACGUCACCCGCAGACCUGCACUGCAAGAAACGUUAAAGGAUGUGCUUCAGGAAAAGAAAAAUGAAGAGCCUGUGCACGAGACAAGAUUUCCCUCUUAUUAUUUAACUCUCUUUAACACAUCUCCCAUUUGCCCCAAGAAAUGAGCACUGGAAGUGAGCUGCGCUUUUUUUCUGAAUGGGAAAUGGGUUAAAAGAUUAGUGGCUUGGCCAGGUUUGGUGUCUCCUGUCUCUAAUCCCAGCACUUUGGGAGGCUGAGGCCAGAGGAUCACUUGAGCCCAAGAAUUGGGGAUUAUCAUGGGAAACAUAGCAAGACUGCAUCUCUAU
Callithrix jacchus (white-tufted-ear marmoset) is the source of this 7746-nucleotide messenger RNA. RefSeq names its product pleckstrin homology and RhoGEF domain containing G4B (gene PLEKHG4B). NCBI's taxonomy places the organism in Eukaryota, Metazoa, Chordata, Mammalia, Primates, Cebidae. Gene Ontology annotation, molecular function: guanyl-nucleotide exchange factor activity. The record is from RefSeq and is a predicted model, not a curated record.